Anopheles funestus (African malaria mosquito) is the source of this 856-nucleotide messenger RNA. RefSeq names its product 39S ribosomal protein L50, mitochondrial (gene mRpL50). The coding region runs from base 94 to 780 and encodes 228 amino acids. Gene Ontology annotation, cellular component: mitochondrial large ribosomal subunit; mitochondrion. The record is from RefSeq and is a predicted model, not a curated record. Lineage: Eukaryota; Metazoa; Arthropoda; Insecta; Diptera; Culicidae. The transcript is spliced from 4 exons.
GCUUUGACAAGCGAUCAUCGACCAAUCUGGGCUGUCAACAUUAACAACAGAACAGCAAAAUUGUACAACAAAUAUCCCGAAAACAGGCUCACCAUGGCUGGAAUUAUACGUUCUACGCAAGUAGGAAGGAAAGUGGUGGGAUUCCUAUCCAAAACAUCUGUGGACCUCAACAACGUCCGGUUUGCCAGCUCGAACCGCGUUAAGCGCAUCAAAAAGCCAGAAAUUACUAAUCGAGAUGCGAACCAGGCUAAAGCGGCAGCAAUGCGUGCGGAAGUAGAGGAACAGAGUGUACUGUAUGAAGGCAAACGAUUUGAAUCGGCAGCACAAUCGCUUUCUGCAAGAGGGUACCUACGUGCAAUAAAACCCUACACACCCCCAGAAAAUGCCAGUGAGCAGGUGCUAAAGAUUGCUAAGGAAAAUAAACUGAACGACACCAAGCAGUCGUUCGCUGGGAUGGAGCAAAAAUUUGCUUUCUUGUCUGCCUGCGGCAAAACGUUCGGACAUUGGGUACCCAACUCAAUGCUGCACGAAUUGCAAACUGUCGGUGAUGCAAUUGUAUUCUAUCAAACACCGAUCGACACUAGACUUCCGCUAGAUGCGAUAAGUUCCGUAGAGUUGCCGGAAAACUUGUACAUUCAGCAAGAUUACAUACGUUUCCAUCCUGAAACGGACAUAAUGUUCGGUGGAAAAUCGGCUUUCCCCAAGAGCUCGACCGUUGUGACUGGACUGAAGUACAAACAGAAAUAUCGUGGCCAUGAGGCAAAGAAAUCUUGGCCGUAACGUAACGACACCUCGCUUUCCGGGAUUGUAUUGUAGGCUUCGAUAGCAUGUUAAAAUAAACUAACCUGUAUGGAUA